Molecule: messenger RNA, 1161 nt
Organism: Fraxinus pennsylvanica
Lineage: Eukaryota; Viridiplantae; Streptophyta; Magnoliopsida; Lamiales; Oleaceae
Source: the annotation of a GenBank genome assembly
AUGAGAGGAGUACAGCAGAACUAUGGAUUUGCCAGUGAUUUUGCUUCAGAAUUUCAAGACAGUUUCCCACAAAGUUAUGGCACUCAGCAGCAGACUAAUCCCAUGGUGGAUUUUUGGCACUCGGUAGCCACAGAAAAUGGCUCAGGCUCAUCAGAGCAGAAUUUUUGGCCUGCAAAUUCAUCCAGCUCCACCAUCGGCCGGAUUGGAUCACCGGCUUCUGCUUUCUAUGCAACGGAGAGGUAUAUGGGCUUAACACACUAUGAUUACCCCAAAAACAGUCUAUAUUCUCGUUGCUCCCAACAAUCCCAGAAUUCUUAUCAGCAGUCAGGAAAUGGCUUCUUUGGAGAUUCAUCUGCAGCAACAGAGCAAGAUUUCGAGUCAAAUAAAGCCGCCCUUCAAUCAGCUAUUAAGACUCAAACAUCACAUAAUCAAUUUGUAAAUUCCUUCAGAAAUCGCAAACUUUCAGAGAGUGAACAAAUACUGCAACUGAAAAAGAAGCUGCUAGGUGAUCUCGAUAAUUCCAACAGGAGAAGCCCCUCUGUUCCAUUUGAUGCAAAUCAAGAUCUUGGUUUUGGAAGCCUGCCCGGAUGUGUGUCUUCUGCUUCAAGUCAUUCUGUUUCAUCGAGUAAGAUGAGAAUCAGAUGGACUCCAGAUCUUCAUGAUCGAUUUGUAGGGUGCGUAAAUCAUCUUGGGGGUUCUGAUAAGGCAACACCCAAGGCAAUCCUAAGGCUGAUGGAUACAGAGGGACUUACAAUCUUUCAUGUCAAGAGCCAUUUGCAGAAAUAUCGAAAUGCAAAAUGCUUGCCGUAUUCGGUGGAAGGAAAAUCUGAAAAGAACACGAGUGCUGAUAAUGUUGCGAAGUUUGACAUAAAAACUGGUAUGCAACUUAAGGAAGCACUGCAAGUGCAACUAGACGUUCAAAAGCAUCUUCACGAACAACUAGAGAUUCAAAGAACUUUGCAGUUGAGGAUUGAAGAACAGGGGAAGCAGCUGAAAAUGAUGUUUGAUCAGCAACAAAAAUCAACUAGAAAUCUCUUUGAUUCCCAAAAUAAAAACCCAAAAUCACCAAAUCUCGACCUCUGUACGACGUUUGAAGGUUCACAGAUUUUGGUUUCAGCAGAGUCAGAUAAUAAUAUGGUCUUCCCCUCCAAGAUAAGUUAG